Marchantia polymorpha subsp. ruderalis is the source of this 3975-nucleotide messenger RNA. The record is from the annotation of a GenBank genome assembly. NCBI's taxonomy places the organism in Eukaryota, Viridiplantae, Streptophyta, Marchantiopsida, Marchantiales, Marchantiaceae.
GUGUGCUCUCUGACAUGGCGAUCGGCACCGGGGACAGGGUUCAGGAAGAGACCACAUCACUGUCUGAGAAUGGAGGCGGGCUAUCACUGGUCCUCCCCAUGGCCGGCACACGCUGCGCAGCAGAAAGCGCAAGGUCCAGCAAACACGGCGCGCGGUUGGCCGGCCGGGGCGAUGGCUGAUGUGCUGGUUUCUAGGUCGAGGAGCUUCUGAGGAGGUGGUGGUUGGUCGGUUCGUUGCGCUGGGACUUUCGGCCGUGGGUUUCAGCUGAAGCUCGGCGAUGGAAAGCUCAGGUCGUCUCGUCCGGCUCCGUUCGUUUCGUGCCGACAGACGAUGGUGAACUCUGCGACUGGUCGAGGACUGGCGUCAGAGUCAGAGUCUCCUUGCGAUUCGCUCGAUUCGGAAUCUGGAUGAACCCUGGCAGAGGAAUUCGGACAUGGAGCUCGGGGAUUCUGUUCCCUUUUCGGAUCGAGUCGGGGAGAUUUGAAGCUAGGUUUCAGUUUGGUGGGUGUACUUGUUCGCUUUCGCGAGUUGCAAGGGCGCGAUGGGUUCGGCGUCAUCACGGAGGAGAAAGGAUCCAGCAAUUCGUGAAUUUGUAGUUGCGAAGAGGGUUUCGGGAGUCGAUUCUCGACAUCCCGAUCGGGAGAUCGGAUGUAUGCGCUUAACUGCUCGAUUGGACCGUGGAAGUGCUAGCGAAGUAUGAUUCAUGAAGUUGAAGCCUUCAUGGCUCGUGUUAUAGUGGCCUCGAGAGACUCGGACAAGCUCUACCAAAUUCACAGAAGGCUGUGGGAGGGGAUUCAUAUUUCUAGAAUACUCGUGCCUGGUCCAGCAGGCCUUUGUCACCGGGAUUUGUCGACGAAUCAUCGAGUCGUACCUCCGCCGAGUUUCACACGCGAUGUUCAUGUCGAGGACCUGCAUUCCUUUCAGUCGAGAGCAAGAAACUCCUGUUGUUUCCUGGAGCCUGAAAUUCUGGGAAGAUUUUCGAGAUUUCCUCAUUCCUUGCAGCCUUACAUUGUUGAUACUGAUGGGUUUGAAGACGACGACCAGCAAUUUCUGCAUCGUCCAGCUGCUGGAACGCAUUCUUGCAGAUCAUCUUGCGGCAAAACCGGCAAUUAUGAAAUCCCUACCCUUCAAGGAGGCGUGGAAGUGUACAGCAUAAAAACCAGGCACAGCCACAAGUUUCAAAAGGAGUCGAGAUCAGGAAGUCGAAGGCUGGAGUUUCUGACAUCUCCGUCCUUGUGGAGAGAAUCACAUAAAAGCCACAUGGCUUCAACGAGCCUUAGGACACUGAACCUAAGCGCGUUCAGACUGGAUCUGAGGGUUGCACAUGAUCUGACACCGUUUUCACGGAUUAUGUUUCGAGGCUUUCAUUUUGCUAAAGGACCCAGCAAAAUUGGAACAGAGAAGUAUCAUAGUGCUUUGACUUCUGUACAGGGUAUUUCUGACUGUUCUAGGAAGAAUAUGUCAGAAGCAAAACGAGAAGAACCAGCUUCACGGAUCGAAAAGGGUGCAGCAAUCGAUGAGCAAGAGCCGGACAAGGGCUUGCAUCUGGGCAGAGAAGACGAGGAUAGGACAGAUCAGUAUGCGAAUGCUAUUCUGCCACCUCCGAUGGGUUCAUCUCGGCUAGCUAAGAAGAUAAAGUAUAUCCUGGGUGGAGGAGCUGGAUCCUGGCAUGCACUUUCAAGUUUCCGGAUGAAUUUGAAUCCCUCGCUGGUCAGUAAAGUGCUGAAGGUGGUGGAAGAUUUUCGGCUUGCUUACGGAUUCUUCAAGUGGGCUGGUGAGCAACAAGGAUACGAGAAUACUGCCGAUGUGUACAAUAUUAUGGUGGGCAAACUUGCUGUGAACGGACAUGUCGAGGGUGCAGUCCUGCGUCUGGAGGAGAUGACAAGCAAGGAUUUGAAAGUCAGCGUGGUUACUUACACUACUGUAAUUCAUGCUCUGUGCAAGGCAGGUGAUAUCAAUGCAGCGCUUAAGCUGUUCUCAGAGAUGCGAACUAGCUUGUGUGCUCCCAAUGUGUACACCUACAACGCUGUGAUGAACGGGCUCGGUAAGAUGGGGAGAGUGGACGAGGCACUGAAGCUUUUUGCGGAUAUGAAGUCCACAGGGUGUUCACCGGAUGUCGUGACAUUCAACACUCUGAUUGAUGCCCUCGGAAGGUCAGGAGACAUGAAUAAGGCUGGCCAGCUUUUUCAAGAAAUGGAGGCAACGGGAUGCACCCCAGAUGUGGUGACGUAUAAUUCUCUCAUACAUGGCUUUGGCAAAGAAGGCAGAUGCAGUGCAGCUUGUGCAGUUUUUGAGGGCAUGAAGAGAAAUGGUUGUGCUCCUGAUACGGUCACUUACAACACCCUGAUGGAUGCCCUCGCCAAGGGUCAGAUGUGGGACCUGGCCUUUGAGCUUCUGGAAGAGUUUCAAAAGGAGAGCCGGUUCGCACCCGGGGCAGGGGCAGCUCUCUACACAAGUCUGAUUGAUGCUCUGUGCAAAGCCAAGCUGGGGAAAGAGGGAUUCCGGGUGUUCGAAAGCAUGCAACAACAUGGCAGCACACCCGAUCUUUAUACAUACACUACGUUAUUGGUAGGGCUUGGAAAGAGCGGACAGUGGGACUUGGUAAGGACUGUCGUGGCAGACGUGAAGAGAGCCGGUUACACCCUCAACGUGGUCACUUACAACUCACUGAUCGAUAGCCUGGGUAAGGCUGGACAAGACGAAGCAGCUCGCAGGCUUUUUGCAGAGAUGGAACAGAGUGGUGUUUCUCCCGACGUCGUGACCUACAACUCUUUGAUUGCCGGCAUCGGUAAGGUCGGCAGCCUGGAGGAGGCUUUAGAGUUACUGGAAACAAUGAAAACUCGUGGGAUCAGUCCGACCGUAGUCACAUAUACUUCCCUUAUUGAUUUACACAUCAAGGCAGGAAACAUUAAGGUAGUCUGGAAGCUACUGGAGGAGAUGAAUCUGAAGGGUUUGAAGCCUAACGCGGUGACAUAUAGAGCUCUGAUAGAUGGCUUUUGCAAAGCAGGGGAGCUGGAGUUGGCAUGGGACUUUUAUCUGAAUAUGCUUGAUAUGGAUUAUCCUCCUCACCUGUUCACUUACAAAUCCCUCAUAACUGCAUGUCACAAGGAGGGUAGAGCUGACAAGAUGCAGGAGCUGUUCGAAAACAUCAAGCAAAAGAGUUAUGGUCGCAAGGCAGGGCAGCUGGGAACAUUGGAAGAGUUUCUGCGAGACUUGGAGCAAUCAAGCGAAGGUCGUCGCUCCAGGAAAGGUGACUUAUUGCAACAGGGCAUCUCGAAGUGAGGCCGAUCACAUUGAUGGAGAGCAACUGCAUGGAGCCUUCCAAGUCAUUUUGGCCCUGAAGUGCAGGGCAGAACAGUCCAACUUGACAAGCAGUGCUUGCCCUAGACUGAGAAUUGGUCCAGUUUAUCCGACCUUCAUAUGAUGAACAACUCAAUCUUUGUUCCAGGAUUUGAAACGCAGUCAAAGUCUGAAACUUGAAAUUACCUGCAUCGACUCUUGGAGCUGCUGGGUACCGUGGUAGUAUGAAUCGUCAGGUUAUGUCCGGGAUGCGAGUGAUAAUACGUGGGACGGAUUAGCUCUGAACUUUACUGUGAAGGUAAUUAUAUCUAGGGACGCAAUUGAUGAGAUUUUUGAAAGUAAAAAUCUAUUUCAUUUAUUUCUCUGUAAGCUAUGUUACUUCACGUCAAGUUCAGACUACUCCGCAAUCAUUGUUAAGUACAUUAAGUGGUUAACAAACAUCUGAAGCGAGUGCCUACAUAAAGUGUGGAUCGUAUUGGUGUUAGUUAAGACAAUUCUCUUGCAAAGUCGCAAUAUGGCAGCGGGUCCCAAGUUGCUUUCUAGACCUCGAUCCACUGGAUGGAUCUUAUAUGGAAAAAACUUUCUGCGAAAGGAUAUUGCUCUCGGAUAUUUUUCGGAAUGUUUAUAAGUUUAAUAACAUAAUAAUCAACAUGUUUGGUGGACGAAUGAAAUGGC